Molecule: messenger RNA, 1677 nt
Organism: Xiphophorus maculatus (southern platyfish)
Lineage: Eukaryota; Metazoa; Chordata; Actinopteri; Cyprinodontiformes; Poeciliidae
Product: homeobox protein Mohawk-like
Exons: 6
Coding region: 120-1322 (400 amino acids)
Biological process (GO): cell development; regulation of transcription by RNA polymerase II; muscle organ development
Cellular component (GO): nucleus
Molecular function (GO): DNA-binding transcription factor activity, RNA polymerase II-specific; RNA polymerase II cis-regulatory region sequence-specific DNA binding
Source: RefSeq, a predicted model, not a curated record
UGGACAUAAUUUAUAUAUAUUUUCCUUGUCUAUAAAGAAUGAGGAUCUACCGUUUGUGGACGUCUUUGGGAGUCUGUUGAUGCACCUGUUGACAGAGGACAAACCCUUAGUGUUUAAGAAUGGACAAAUUUGCAGCGAUGAAGACUGAUGAUGCUCAGUUUUGUUUGGACAACUACAGAAGAGUUGAAGACAGGACCGGGCCGAACUGUGAAGACUCACCUCAGACGAGCUUAACAGACGGACAGAGCCCAGACAUGCAGCAGGCCGAGAAAAUCUCUGCCAUGAAGUACAGAAGAUGCAGCUCCCCCAGGUCUCGUCUCGGUGGGGUGAAAGCUCGUCACAAAAGGCAGGUGCUCCAGGACAUGGCUCGGCCGCUGAAACAUUGGCUGUACAAGCACCGGGACAACCCUUACCCAACAAAAACCGAGAAGGUUCUUCUCGCUCUGGGUUCACACAUGACACUAGUGCAGGUUUCCAACUGGUUUGCAAACGCCCGGCGAAGGCUGAAGAACACGGUGAGGCAGCCAGACCUGAGCUGGGCGCUGAGGAUCAAGCUCUACAAUAAAUACAUCCAGGGAAAUGCUGAGAGGCUGAGUGUGUGCAGUGACGAUACAAACUCGGACGACGAAGAGUGCACCCUACCGACUCCAACGGCCCAAUCAAACUUUGGCGGCUCGUCUUACCGCCGAAGCCUGCUUGAGAAACAGGCCAGCGUCCUCGCCGGGACAGACUUCUCCAACGAAGACGACGGCACGUCUCCUCCGUCCAAGUACAAGAGUAGCUUGCUGAACCGCUACCUGAACGACACCCUGCGACACAUGAUGGCGGCAAAGGCUGACGCCAUUGCCUCCGCUCAUGGGAAGAGAUGCCUUUCCCAAUCGUUCAGCUCCAACGAAUGCGAUCGAGAUGUUGUCUCGCCGGAUUCUUCCUCCGAAGCAGAGGCCAACUUCAUCUACAGCACGGAUACAACUGACGACACUUCAGUUAAAAGUUGCAGGGGCCAGCCGCGGAGCCGAAACCCACCGAGAAAAGACGGCCAGGGCUGGAGGGAGAUCCACGCCGCCGUGGCUCUCACCAGCCUGGCCCAGGGCAAGGCGGCUCAGAGCGCCGGCCCGGCACCCGGCGCCGCCACGGGCCAGAGCCGCGCCGCGGAGCCCUCCUCCGCAGCGAAGGCCAGCCUCACGGGCAGGCUGUGCGUGACGGGAGCCGUGUCGGCCCUGAAGCAGAGCGCGGGGACCGCCCUCACCAGCCGCAUCAUCCAGAAAUCGUCUCAUAUCUCCGAGGUCCAGACUGUCAAAGCCCCCCUGGCAAACACCGGGUAGGCACUGGAUGCCGUGUUCCACUCGCCGCCAGCCAAAGUGCCUCGCAGUGUGCACGGUGUGCAGGCCUGACGUUUUACACCUUUAACACAUUUCUAAUUAUGUUAUAUACUGUAACAUCUAAUUAGUACCCCGAAGAGUGAAUCCAAUUAAUGUCUGCUUGCUUUGCUACGCCCUACAUGACCUUCGUUUUUCCAUAACUUAUAAGAACUGUCCAGACACCGGAGAAUCCUCCCGUGAUGAAGUUGUACAGCAGCCGUUUGAAUAAAGCCAAUGUGAAAGCGCCUGGCCUGCCUUUUUUUAUCCUUCUGCUUUAAAUCAUCACUUUACAGGGGCUGAGACAACCUAAUUAUGUUCC